Molecule: messenger RNA, 978 nt
Organism: Durusdinium trenchii
Lineage: Eukaryota; Dinophyceae; Suessiales; Symbiodiniaceae
Source: the annotation of a GenBank genome assembly
GAAUUAUAUAAGAUUAAGACACUCAGAAAAAGACUAUAAGACUUUGAGGGACCCAAUAGCGAUGGCCUCCAACCUACUUGCGACAUGCAAGAAUUACAUGUGUCUUGGGCAGAGUUGACUUCAAGGUUGGGCUGCUAAUAUAUCGAGAAGUGUUGAGCCAACUGUGUUCUGCACUUGAUUGUUUCGAAUUCUCGGCUUCAGCUUGGUUUGCCUCGGUUUCGCUGUGCCCAUGGUACUGAGUGAAGAGCAAGUGGGUGAGUUCACAGAGGCCUUCAGCUUGUUUGCUGGCUCUUCGAAGCUUGGCGGUGAUACCAAGAAGGUGGAAGCCAACAAGCUUGAUGUGUUGACUCGAUCGCUGGGUUUGAAUCUCUCAGACGCUGAGCUUGACGCCCGAAGGGCAGAGGUGGCCCGGGACAACGUGAUCCGCUUGGAGGACUUCCUCUCCAUGAUGGAUCGCUUGAUGGAAGCUCAGGCUGAAGAUGAGGAUGCAGAGCUACGGGAAGCCUUCAGGGUCUUUGACCGGGAUGGUCGCGGCUUCAUUGACAUGAAGGAACUCCGGAGUGUCAUGCUGAAUCUGGGUCGAGGACUGACCGGGUCUGAUGUGGACGAGUACGAGGAGCAGGAAGACGGGGAGUCGCGCUUGGUGGACUUUGAAGAGUUCAAGACCUUACUGGGAAGCUAGGUCGGACGUGAGCGAGGCGCGAGGCCCAGACCGUUCGGUCGAGCCGCUCGGUCCGACCCCGACCUUCUGAGAGUGUGGACCGAGCGGCUGUUUUCGAGGGAACGCCCGGUACAUUGGUGACCUGGGCUUUCCAAGUCUCAGAGUUGACGGCUGACGUUCCCAAAGGGAAUUUCAGACGUGAGACGAAAUGAGAAGCGGGAGUGAGAAGCGAAGUUCGAGGGCCGCUGGCGGCAAUAAGCAUCAAAUCAUGAGAACUAGGGGCUCCUGGCCCUACUACUAGGAACAAAGUCAACCCG